This is a messenger RNA of Rhododendron vialii, 4073 nucleotides long. Its product is annotated as RNA polymerase II C-terminal domain phosphatase-like 1. Gene Ontology annotation, molecular function: RNA polymerase II CTD heptapeptide repeat phosphatase activity. The record is from RefSeq and is a predicted model, not a curated record. Bases 432 to 3281 code for a protein of 949 amino acids. Lineage: Eukaryota; Viridiplantae; Streptophyta; Magnoliopsida; Ericales; Ericaceae. The transcript has 17 exons.
AUCAUAUCAUCACAACGCGAGAAAGAGAGAGAGAGAGAGAGAGGGGAGAGAGAGAGAACUGUUUUUGACUUACAUCACUUUUCUGGAUCUAGGGUUUGUGUUUCGUGUGACAACUCCCAUCCUCCCCUCAUCAACAAACCCUAGCAACAACUGGUUCAGGAACACCUAUCAAUCAAAAUUAUCCGCCAUCGGAUCUUUUCUUUUUCUCUUUAUUCCCACAGAUCUACUAAUAUUCUCAAGAUUCACAAGCACCCCAAGGAAAAAGCCCUAAUUUUUUUUCACCAUUUAUUUGUGUGUAAAUUUGCAAAAACUCGAACGACGUAUCCAACGGAAACCUAAAGCGAUUGAUCCAUCACAAAUCAAUAUAAUCGAUUGAUUGAUUUCAACACAAUACUACUUCAUUUGAUUUGAUUGGUUGGAUUGGAUUGAGAAUGUAUAAAUCUGUUGUGUACGAAGGGGAUAAAGUACUGGGGGAAGUAGAGGUUUAUCCUCAGAACCAGAAUGGUGGAAGUUUUUUUCUUGAGAAGGAGAUACGGAUCUCUCACUUCUCUCAACAGAGUGAGAGGUGCCCGCCACUCGCGGUGCUACACACCGUGACUAGCUCAUCCCCCGGUGUUUGCUUCAAAAUGGAGGCCAAUUUGCAAUCACCACAGGACUCCUCGCUGCUGAAUCUUUUACACUCUUCUUGCAUCAGAGAUAACAAGACUGCAGUAGUGUCACUAACUGGUGAGGAGCUACAUUUGGUUGCCAUGCCUUCCAGGAAAAAUGAUGGAAGGUGCCUGUGUUUCUGGGGGUUUAAAGUUGCAUUUGGACUGUACAACUCUUGCCUUGUCAUGUUGAAUCUUAGAUGUCUUGGAAUUGUAUUUGAUCUUGAUGAAACACUCAUAGUUGCAAACACAAUGCGCUCAUUUGAAGAUAGAAUUGAGGCUCUGCAGCGGAAAUUAAACUCCGAGGCAGAUCCGCAACGAAUUUCUGGUAUACUGUCAGAGGUCAAGCGUUAUCAGGAGGACAAAAUUAUAUUGAAGCAAUAUGCAGAAAAUGAUCAGGUAGUUGACAAUGGAAAGGUGAUCAAAUCACAGUCUGAGGUUGUUCCAGCUUUGGCAGCCAACUAUCAAUCUAUUGUUCGCCCUCUUAUACGGUUGCAAGACAAAAACAUCAUCCUGACCCGUAUUAAUCCCUUGAUUCGUGACACAAGUGUUCUUGUGAGGCUAAGACCUGCAUGGGAGGACCUCCGGAGCUACUUGACUGCAAGAGGUAGGAAGCGAUUUGAGGUUUAUGUCUGCACAAUGGCUGAAAGAGAUUAUGCAUUAGAAAUGUGGAGGCUUCUAGAUCCCGACUCAAACUUGAUUAACUCCAAAGAGCUAUUGAAUCGUAUCGUGUGUGUUAAAGCUGGCUUGAGAAAAUCAUUGUUCAACGUUUUCCAAGAUGGAAUCUGUCAUCCUAAGAUGGCUUUGGUUAUUGAUGAUCGUUUGAAAGUAUGGGAUGAGAAAGAUCAACCUCGGGUGCACGUUGUUCCUGCGUUUGCUCCAUAUUAUGCUCCUCAAGCUGAAGCAAAUAAUGCUGUGCCUGUCCUGUGUGUUGCAAGAAAUGUUGCCUGCAACGUUAGAGGUGGUUUUUUCAAAGAUUUUGAUGAAGGUAUGUUACAACAAAUAUCCGAAGUAAUGUAUGAAGACGAUAUCAAAGAUAUUCCAUCUCCACCAGAUGUGAGCAAUUAUUUGGUUUCAGAGGAUGAUGGUUCAACUUUGAAUGCAAACAAAGAUCCUCUAACAUUUGAUGGAAUGGCAGAUGCCGAGGUUGAAAGAAUACUAAAGGAAUCAAUUUCAGCAAUUCCAACAGCAGUUGCUAACCUAGAUCCAAGGUUUUCUCCUCUGCCAUAUACAGUGGCAGCUUCAUCUAUCUCAGUUCCACCUUCAACAUUUCAAGGGAGUUCACCUUUUGGGAGUAUUCAGCUACAACAAGUGAUUCCAGUUGUCAAACCAUUAAUUCAAGUCCGCCCUCCUGAAGCAAGCUUGCAAAGUUCUCCUGCCAGGGAAGAGGGAGAGGUACCAGAAUCUGAACUUGAUCCGGAUACAAGGAGGAGGCUUCUUAUUCUACAACACGGACAAGACACAAGAGAUCAUCCAUUAGGUGAACCCCAGUUUCCAGGUAGACCUCCACUACAAGUUUCUGUUCCUAGGGUUCAAGCACGUGGAAACUGGUUUCCUAUGGAGGAAGAGAUGAGCCCAAGACUACUGACCAAGGAAUUUCCUAUGAAUUCAGAGGCAAUGCAUAUUGAGAAGCACCGUCCACAUCAUCCACCUUUUGUCCAGAAGAUGGAGUCCUCUAUCUCAUCUGAUAGAGUUUUAGAAAAUCAAAGAUUGCCAAAGGAGGCUCUUCAAAGAGAAGAUCGAUUGAGGAUGAAUCAUUCACUGUCAACCUAUCAUUCUUUCUCAGGAGAGGACGUUCCCUUGGGUCGAUCCCCAUCCAGCAGGGAUCUUGAUGUUGAACUUGGGCGAGUUGAUCUGUACGCUGAAACUCCUGCCGGUGCUUUACAAGAUAUUGCUAUCAAGUGUGGCACCAAGGUGGAGUUUAGGUCAGCUUUGGCUUCAAGCGUGGACCUGCAGUUCUCUGUUGAGGUCUUGUUUGCGGGAGAGAAAAUUGGUGAAGGAAUUGGUAGGACAAGAAGGGAAGCCCAGCAUCAGGCCGCAGAGGGAUCCCUCAUGAAUUUGGCCGAUAAAUAUAUGUCACGUCUCAAGUCUGAUUCUGGUUCUGUCCAUGGGGAGGGGAGCUGGUUUUCUAGUGCCAAUGACAAUGGUUUUAUUAGUGCUGUGGGUUCUUUUGGGUAUCAGCGAUUGCCCAAGGAGCAGUCUCCGUCACUUUCAAAUGCAUCAGACUCAUCUAGGGUUCUCGACCCAAGGCUAGAGGGCUCCAAGAAAUCAAUUGGUUCAGUCUCUGAUCUCGAAGAAUUAUGCAUGAUGGAGGGCCUUGCAGUAGCUUUUCAAGGUCAGCCUCCAUCUUCAGCUAAUCCAAUCCAGAAAAACGAAGUGUAUGCCCAGGUCGAAGUUGACGGACAAGUUUUAGGUAAGGGAAUCGGGUUGACAUGGGAUGAGGCCAAGAUGCAGGCUGCUGAAAACGGUCUGCGAAGUCUGAGGUCGAUGCCCAGUCAAUUUUCUCAAAAACGUCAUGCUUCUCCGAGGGCAGUGCAGGGGAUGUCUAAUAAACGAUCAAAGCCAGAGUACUCCCGAGUUAUGCAGCGAAUGCCAUCUUUUGCGAGAUACCCAAGGAAUGCCUCUGUACCCUGAGGAGCCUGUUCAUCCUUUUAAUCAUACCUGGUGUAGCUUAACCGACUUGUACCAUACAUGACACAUCUCACUGCAGGAGCUGUCGAGAUCCAUCUCCUCCUAAUUGCCUCACUUCUGAGACUCCGUACCUUAGUUUAAGCAGAGUGAAGCUUUUUGGAUCAAUCCUGUUGACCUAAUUUUGGAAUCUUUCGGAGGAAGGUGAUAUGCUCGGCCAAACCGUCCACAAUGGCUGUUGCGAGACGUUUGGGCUGUGUUGCAUCAGUUCUUCGCUUCUCAAUGUAUAAAUACCCCACAAGGUGAUAAAAGGGCUAAUAACCCAAGUGGGAGAGGUUACUCUCAAUGGCUUUUUAAAGUUCGGAUGUAUAUAUGUAAGUGGGUGUAUUCGGAAUGUGUGGCUGAUCUCCGAUGGCUUCUGGUUUUUCCCGGAGUAUGUAUUAACCGAUGGGCAGUCUUACAGCAGAUCAACUGACUGGCUCUUUUCUUCUUUUCCGCCUGGUUUUGAGGUUACCCGCCGGUUGGGUGGUUAAAGGUUUUGUGAAGUUGUAGAGGUAUCAACAAUGUUGAUGAGUGAACUUCAUCAAUUUGAUAUAUUGACUGUUGAUUGAGAAACAGGAAUAGUUAUAUUUCAUUUUCCAUCAUGGGAAUGGCUUGCUAGGGCUUGUACCUUGCAGCUAACGAUAACGAGUUGUACGGCCUCUGUGCCCAUCUUCGUUCUGCUAGUUCUACUGUUUUAGAAUAUCAAAUUACUACUAUCAUUUACCAACAAUAAUAAGAAUAAUACUUGCAAAUUCA